Pantherophis guttatus is the source of this 2999-nucleotide messenger RNA. RefSeq names its product complement C1r (gene C1R). Gene Ontology annotation, biological process: zymogen activation; complement activation. Lineage: Eukaryota; Metazoa; Chordata; Lepidosauria; Squamata; Colubridae. Gene Ontology annotation, cellular component: blood microparticle; extracellular region. The record is from RefSeq and is a predicted model, not a curated record. Gene Ontology annotation, molecular function: calcium ion binding; serine-type endopeptidase activity.
CAUAGCUAACAGGGUUAACAAUUUAUUGAAAUCUGUUUGAAACUCCCAAGAACAGACCACAAGACCUGGAGGGAGAAAAGAGAGCUUAAGUCCAGCUUCGGACAUGUCUCCCGUUGUCUUCCUGCUUCAGGGAGCUUUCUUAGUUUCUGCAGUCAGUUCCAGGCCAACCACAAAGCUUUAUGGGGAGAUCACUUCCCCAAAUUAUCCCAAAACAUACCCCAACAACAACAUCAGUACCUGGGACAUUUCAGUACCAAAGGGUUACAGAGUGAAGCUAAGUUUCUGGCUGUUUGAUCUGGAGCCAUCUGAGACCUGCCAGUAUGACUUUGUCAAGAUCACAGCAAACAAGAAGGACUUAGGCCGGUUCUGUGGCCAGAUAGACUCUGCCACAGGCAACCACCCAAGAGACAAGGCAUUUUUGUCUACCAACAAUCGCAUGCGGCUCCUCUUCCAGUCUGACUUCUCUAAUGAGGAGAACGGCAUUGUGGUUUCCUAUAAGGGAUUCUUAGCUUAUUAUCAAGCUGUGGAUCUAGAUGAGUGUGCCUCCAGAAAUGACAUUGAAGAUGGUCCUCAGUGCCAGCAUUUCUGUCACAACUAUAUAGGGGGCUACUUCUGCUCUUGCCAGCCUGGCUACCAACUCCAGAGUGAUGGGUAUUCUUGCAAAGUGGAUUGCAGCAAUGAACUGUUCACAGAAACCUCUGGGUAUUUGUCAAGCCCUGGAUACCCUGAGCCCUAUCCACCUAACUUGCAGUGUAACUACAGCAUACGGGUAGAGAAAGGGAUGACCAUUAUCCUCAAGUUCUUGCAACCCUUUGAAAUUGAUGACCACCAACAAGUCCGCUGCCCUUAUGACCAGCUUAAGAUCCAUGCUGGCACGAAACAGAUUGGUGAAUUCUGUGGCAGAAAGCCUCCAGGGAUGGUUGAAACCAAUAGUUCUUCAGUGGAUGUCAUUUUUCUCACAGACGAAUCAGGAUACAGCCGAGGGUGGAAGAUUUCGUACAGUAUAGAAAGAAUCCGUUGCCCGCAGCCUGUGCCAAAUGAUGUCUUCACCAUCAUCAAGGACCCACAGCCCCUGUAUCAAUACCAAGAUUACUUCAUUGUCAGCUGCAAAACUGGAUAUAACUUGAUGGAGGGUAAAGAACACUUGACAUCCUUUACUUCUGUCUGCCAACAUGAUGGGACCUGGCAUCGUUCUAUGCCCCGAUGUGAAAUUGUGAAUUGCGGUAAACCUAAAUUUCUGAAAAACGGGGAAUUUAAUUUUGUAUCGGCAACAAAAAAUAACAACUAUGAGUCAGUUAUCAAGUACCGCUGUAAUGAACCCUAUUAUCGCCUGCUCAACACCCCAGGAAAAGGUAUCUACACCUGCUCAGCUGAGGGUUCCUGGAAGGAUCAAGUUAAUCAUGAUGACAUCCCAAUGUGUCUGCCAGUAUGUGGAAAGCCAGACAACCCAGUCGUGGAAGUCCAGCGAAUUAUUGGUGGGAAGGAUGCCCCACGAGGCAGUUUCCCAUGGCAAGCUAUGACUGUCAUCGCUGGACGAGCAGGAGGGGCACUGCUAGGUGAUCGCUGGAUCCUGACAGCUGCCCACGUUGUGUACCCAAAAGGGAAAGGGAAUGACACAGAGAUACUGACCCCUGUGCAGGUGGCAGAGAAGGCUGAAAUCUUCCUGGGUCACACAGAUGUGACUGAACUGUACAAAGAAGGCAAUAAACCAGUUCUCAGACUCUUUGUGCAUCCGGAUUACAAUCCAAAGGAUGAGCAUAACUUUGACGGAGACAUUGCACUCAUUGAGUUGAGAGAUCCGGUGACCCUUGGCCAAGACAUGCUGCCUAUCUGUCUCCCUGAGUCAGGAAACACCACCUAUUACCAUACAGGUUGGAUGGGCUAUGCCAGUGGCUUUGGGGUAGAAAAAAACAUCCUUGCUAGCAGGCUGAAGUACGCUCCCAUCCCCGUGGGCAACCAGGAUUUGUGUCGGAAGUGGUUGAAAGGAAAGAAGAUUUCUAAGAAGGAUCCAGUCUUCUCAGAUAACAUGUUUUGUGCUGGUACCCCCUACGGAGGAAAAGACACCUGUCAGGGUGACAGUGGAGGGGCCUUAGCUGUGCGUGACCCAGAGACUCAGCAUUGGGUGGCCACAGGCAUUGUUUCUUGGGGCCUUGAGUGUGGCAAAGGAUAUGGCUUUUAUACCAAAAUAAUCAAUUACUUGGAUUGGAUCAAGGGCAUUGUUGGGAAGGAUUGGGUGUCCAUGCAGGUUUCUCAUUAGCCUACUGAAGAAGUGUAAACUAAAUUAUGAUUCCAUGCAUGCAUGGAAAUACAUACUUCUCAUUAUCUUUCUGCUGUUCUUGCUGCCCUGUCCUCUUUUCUUUGAUACCAAAUAAAUGUAUAGUUGCUUCUUUUAUUGGAUGGGAGAGGGGGGAAUAAUUCCUCUUGCCCGUCAUUUCUCUUCUCAUUCUCCAAUGCCGUCAGCAAAGAGAAAGUUUUCAGGAAAAGUGAAAGAUUUCUGAAUAGGAAAAGGAAAUGUUAUUUCUUCCCAUUCCCUCAUCCUCUUGGCUCAAAAGUUUCUUUGAGGUUCUUUCUAGUAUCAGUGGGGACUCUGAGAUAGGAAAUGAUUGCACACUAUAUAAUUUUGUGAAUGUGAAUACAUUUUUAGCAUCUGGCUCCAGAAUCUGCCUCUACAUGCAGCCAUAUUGUAGGAACCAAAAGACAGCUACCAUUUUUUUUUGUAGAAAAUGGCACCCUUGUUUCAUUUAUUUUUGCAAUAAGUGAGGGAGCCCUUUAUCCUCUUGCAAAAUAGACAAUUAUUGGUUUAACUAACAGCUUCUAUUGAUACCACCUCUAUCAAAUCUUUAGUUGCUUAGUAAUAUAAACUAAAGAUAAGUAAAUAAAACAUCUCAAAAAGAUUUGUGUAUUAGUUUCAUUAACAGCAGAGAGAACAUGCCAUAACACAGACUCAGAAAUAACGUAUUUUUUGUAAUUAAUAAACAUUAAAGCAAGUUAUCAAUAAA